AAGUUUUGCUGUUGGGCUACACUGAGAGGAGGGAGAACUGAGCUUGUGAACCUGCCGCGUCAGCUUGAUACUCAUGGACGUUGGAUGGACUAGUGGCAGGGAUGGUCGGCUAUGAUGCCAAAGCAGAUGGCAGGAAUAACUCCAAGCUGGAGGUGGCGGUGGCAGGCUCAGUGUCUGGAUUUGUCACUCGUGCCCUGAUCAGCCCUUUGGACGUCAUCAAGAUCCGUUUCCAGCUUCAGAUUGAACGUCUGUGUCCAAGUGACCCCAACGCCAAAUACCAUGGAAUCUUCCAGGCAAUCAAGCAGAUUCUGCAGGAGGAGGGCCCAGCGGCAUUCUGGAAAGGACACAUUCCAGCCCAGAUUCUGUCCAUAGCCUAUGGAGCAGUCCAAUUUUUGUCAUUUGAAGAGCUGACUGAACUGCUGUACAGAGUCAACUUGUAUGAAACUCACCAAUUCUCAGCACACUUUGUAUGUGGCGGCCUGUCUGCGGGCACAGCCACCCUUGCUGUACAUCCUGUGGAUGUCCUACGCACCCGCCUCGCAGCUCAGGGGGAGCCCAAGAUCUAUAACACCCUACGGGAGGCUGUGUCGACCAUGUACAGGACUGAGGGCCCCUUGGUCUUCUACAAAGGCUUGCUUCCCACCGUGAUCGCCAUCUUCCCCUAUGCGGGCCUGCAGUUCUCCUGCUACCGAUCCUUGAAGCAUGCCUACGACUGGGUCAUCCCGCCAGAUGGAAAGCAAACAGGGAACCUGAAAAACCUGCUCUGUGGCUGUGGGUCUGGAGUCGUCAGCAAGACCCUCACAUAUCCUAUGGACCUCUUCAAGAAGCGCCUGCAGGUGGGAGGGUUUGAGCAUGCCCGGUCUGCCUUUGGUCAGGUGCGGCACUACAGUGGCCUCCUGGACCUCAGCAAGCAAGUGCUACGCGAUGAAGGCACCCAGGGCUUCUUCAAGGGCCUGACCCCCAGCCUGCUGAAGGCUGCCCUCUCCACGGGCUUCAUGUUCUUCUGGUACGAGCUCUUCUGUAACCUUUUCCACUGUAUGAGGAUGGAAGACGGAUAGCUGUGAGGUCAGGAGGGGCCUAAGGUCGCACUGGAGGCGCCUCUCCCAACAAGACUUGUUCUGAGCUCAUUCUGAACAAUGGCCAACUGUCCCGAGCAUGAAGGGUCGUCCACGGCCGAUGGCAGAAGGACCAGGGCCUUUUCUGAAAAGAACACGGAGAAGGGAGUGCUUGGGAUACAGAGACGAGGCCACCGAGAAGGAGCCUGGCGUCGUUUCUCCUCUGUCCAGCCAGCCUCUGCUUUGCAGUCCUGUUUCCGGGGAGAACCCCCCAGACCUAGUAAGAGCUUGGCUUGAGCACAGAGGGGUAGGACUGGGCUCUUUGCAGACUUCUAACCCCCACAGCCUGGUUUGUUACUCCUGCCGACUUAUUUAAUAGACAGUAAAGUAAAAGGCACAUUCCUCAUC
Molecule: messenger RNA, 1463 nt
Organism: Onychomys torridus (southern grasshopper mouse)
Lineage: Eukaryota; Metazoa; Chordata; Mammalia; Rodentia; Cricetidae
Gene: Slc25a19
Product: solute carrier family 25 member 19
Exons: 7
Coding region: 102-1058 (318 amino acids)
Biological process (GO): thiamine pyrophosphate transmembrane transport
Cellular component (GO): mitochondrial inner membrane
Molecular function (GO): thiamine transmembrane transporter activity
Source: RefSeq, a predicted model, not a curated record